CCAGAAAGCUUCUCUUUGUUAUCAUCAUUAGCGCACUUAAACCUAUAUCGUUGCAUUAAUGUCAGAACCUUGCCCCAAAGCCUUAAGUGCCUUCCACGCCUUGAAGUUCUUAACAUUUUUCAAUGUGAUAUGCUGGAACUUUUGCCAAUGCUUCCACCUUCCUUGAAACGCCUUAGGGUCUGGGAUUGCAAGCUUCUGAAGACAGUGUUGAGUACAAUAAGCGAACCAACCAGGAAAGACGAGGCUACAUUUUUGUUCUUGAACUGCAAUAAUUUGGAUGAAGACUCGUAUGGUAUCAUUUUGAAAGAUGUUAUUGUAAGGACAGAACUUUUGAUAACACCAUCAUCAUCAUCAGGAACAGAAUUUGAAAACCAAGAAAAAGAAAGAGUCUUCGAUUGUUAUACAGAUUUUGGUGAGAUUUGUUAUUUGUUGCCAGUUAGAGGCAGUAAUAUUCAUGACUUGUUUGAUGUCCACUCUACUGAAGAAGCUACUUAUAAGUUGAGUGUUGAAGUGCCUCGAGAUUCCAACUUAGUUGGUUUCCUUUUGUUCAUUGUUGUUUCUGAAGAACAAUGGAGUUGCAUAGAAGAACACACAUGGUACAAUGUACGUGACCUCCUAGACUUUGGGUGUGAAUGUUCCUUGGAAACAAGUUGGGGUGAAAAGGUUCAUACAGAAAGCUUCUCCUUGUUACAAUGGCACUGGGAUCAAUUCUACCAUCAUCUCAAUAUUACUUCAGAUCAUGCGUUUUUAUGGUAUGACGAGAAAUGUUGUAAGAAGAUAAUGGAGCCAAUUAGAGGGAGAAAAGGAAAAGACAUCAAUGAUGAGAAGGGAUCCACGUCCACUUGCAACAAUGCAAAUCUUACAGUUGAAUUCUUUGCUGGGGUGGUGAAUAAAUUGGAUGCAAUGAUACAAGAGUGUGGCAUUCGCUGGAUAUAUCAAAAUGUGGAGGAAGAAGAAGGACCAAGAGGGCGCAAAUCCAAGAGAAGCAGCGAAGAAUCUUAUGAGGAAGAAGGUUCUGAAUCUAAUGAUGAUGAGCAAGAAGAAUCAUCAAUUCCUCCAACAAAGAAGUUUAAGCAAAGUUUGCUAGAACCUUCCCUGAUACUUGAAGGAGAAGAAGUAGUAGAGGACUUGAGGGAAAAACUUGAAGAAAUCUUGCACAUUGGAUUUGAUAUAUGGAGAUUCAUGUGAUGAGGAAAAGGAACGAGAUGUAGCUCCUCCUACUGUUAUGUUAUUUCAGUUUCUUGUGAUUGAUAUGAAGGUUUAUGUGUAAGAAUUUGUCGAAUCUAUGAAUGUGAAUGAUUAUCACGUGCACAC
This is a messenger RNA of Arachis stenosperma, 1314 nucleotides long. RefSeq lists its product as uncharacterized. The record is from RefSeq and is a predicted model, not a curated record. The coding region runs from base 130 to 1188 and encodes 352 amino acids. Lineage: Eukaryota; Viridiplantae; Streptophyta; Magnoliopsida; Fabales; Fabaceae. The transcript has 2 exons.